Messenger RNA from Prorocentrum cordatum, 3240 nucleotides. NCBI's taxonomy places the organism in Eukaryota, Dinophyceae, Prorocentrales, Prorocentraceae. The record is from the annotation of a GenBank genome assembly.
AUGUUCUCAGCCCUGCCCAUGGCGAUGCAGCGCGCCAUCCGCGUCAGGAACACCUUCAUCGACGAAGUCGACGCAGGAGACGGCGAUGAGCAGCCGACUUUCUUGCCGCGGAGCCGGACACAGCCACUCCCGCUGAGCAUGUCGCAGCAUUGCACCGGCAGCUCCUGCGUCAGGAGUAGCCCGGAGAGGCCAAGCGGAUACUUCGUCGGGGAGCAGGAGCAGGCGGCUCUGGCCAGCCCACACGCUGCUGCAGGCCCCGAGCUGGUGAAACGCACUGUCCGCUGCUGCGUCAAGAACACGUUCAUCGCCGACGUCGAUGAAGACUGCGACGAGGAGCAGCCGCGCCUCCUACCUCGGAGCCGCACGGAGCCUUUCGGGCGGCAGCGCUCGCUGGAGAGCACCGACUGCGGCUCGGACCUGCCGUGCGACGACUCAGACUCUCAGAGCGAUUCGGAGAGCGACGAGGCGGGGGCCGCGUGCUUCUUCGAAGAACCUGCAGACCUGCCGGCACACACGCCGUUCGCGACCGUGACCCCGACGCCCUGGCCCGAGCCCAGGGAGGGGCUGGAGCUGUACUUCUUUCCCGAGCCCGUGGCCGCGCAGGCGCCGCCGCCGGCCGCUCCUGUGGCCUCGUGCGUGGCCCCUCUCCCCGCGCAGCAGACGGCACCCGGGUCCCAGGGCGCGCGGGCGCGGACGUCGAUAAGCGCACGGGACAAGAGCCUGGCUGUCCGACAGGAGGGCGGCGCCUGCCGCGUGGAGUGGAGCGUGGACGCGAAGAAGUUGAGGGGGUCCGAGAAGCAGGCGGUGUCCCCACCGCUGGAGGUGUCGCUGGGCCCAGGCGCGCCUCCCGCCACCUUCAAGCUGAUGCUCUGCCCAAGCGGCGGGGACUCCUUCCGGAAGGCGGGGGGCGUUGGCCAGGUCCAGCUGAAGUGCUGCUCGGAUCUUCCUGAGAGCAGCUGGCCGCUGACCGCGAUCUCCAUCUCCGUGGGCGGAGGGAGGGCGGCGCGGGGGCCGCGAGGCCCGUUCGCGCACAGGUUCGGGUCCAGCUCCGUGUUCAGCGCGCCGAGGGAGCAGGCGGAUUGGGACUUCGGGGCCAGCGUGGAGCCUUCUGCCUCUGUCGUCACCGUCGCCGUGGAGAUGGCCCCGCGUGGAGAGUCCGAGGCCGCUCGUCUUGAGGCCAGCCAGCCUCCGCGGGGGAGCGAGGCGGCCGUGGGGCAGAGGUGCGCGACGCCGCUCGGCAGCCUCGGGCCACCGCCCCGCGCGACCUCGAGGCAAGUCGCAGGUGCCGAGCGGCGGGGGCCCGCCCGCGUGUCCUGCCCCCCGGCGCCGCCGCACGUCGGGCUCUCGAUUGCAAGGCUGGACAGCAGCCCGUCGCACCUCACGCGCCCCGCCCUGCAGCUGCCGCCCGGCGGCGCGAACGGGGUCGCGUUCGCCGCGGGCGCCCAGCAGCGGGCUGCUCGGGCCAUCCGUCGCCUCUCCGAUGUCGGACCCACCGGCCUCGCAGUCGACCUCGCCGUCGGGGCCAAGGCCCUCGCCGCCGCCGCCCCCGCCCGCGUCGUCCGCGGCCGCCGCGGCAACGCGCGACGGAUGAUCUUCUCCGCCCUGCCAAACCUGCCCCCGGCACUGGGCCGCCGCAAGUUGGGGCCGCCCGCGGCCCUGCAAGCCACGAACGAGGCGGACUGCGAGCGCAGGACUCUCACGGGGCUGCUGCGCAAGCGCUUUGGCUCUUCGGCACGCCGCGCCACGCAGACGGCGCGGCGCUGGACAACGGCGCUUCGCGAGUUCUGCUACUCCUUCCGCGCGGGCGUUGGAAGGGGCAAGCGCGCGGGGCUGGCCUGGGCGGCCUCCGAUGGCAACUGUCCCCGGAGCACGCCGCGCGACGCGAAGGGCGCGCGCGCCGCCAUGCCGAGUUCGGGGGCGCCGCCGCGAGCGCGGGAUUCGUUGGUGGCGGUGGAGGCGCGGCUGCGCGCCAGCGAGCGUCUGGCGCCGGAGACCUACAUCAGCGUCGAGGCCGGCAUCAGCAACGUCAGCGGCGCGGCGGCGCCGUCCUGCCUGGACAAUGGGGGCGAUGCGGCUUCGGCGGACGUCGUGGUCAUCGUGGUGGUCCCCGAGAAGGCGGAGGAGGGACGCGACCGGAGCACGCUGCAGCUGGAGAAGGAGGACGUGGAGCUGAUCAAGAAGUACUCCAAGAUGGACACGCCAGUGGUCGUCGUCAUGAACGCUCCGGGCCCUAUGAUAACGAGCACCUGGGACGAGGGCGUGGACGCGAUCCUGAUGACGUGGCUCCCAGGCACCCAGAACGGCGCAGGCAUCGCAAAGGCGUUGUACAAUGACGGGUACGAAGCGUCUGGCCGCUUGCCCUUCACCUUUCCGAAGUGCUCGUCGGAGGCGUGCACGAAGAAGGACGAAUUCGAUGGAAGCAUUCCGCUGGGGGACCAGAUCAAGAACAAGAAGUAUUGGACACUGACAGACAGGGCGCUGGUCGGAUAUCGGUGGUACCAUGCCAACGACAUCGAACCGAACUACCCGUUCGGCUAUGGGCUCUUCGCGUACGGGAGUGGCUCUGUUGAGUACAAGGUAAAGGCCGCGACGCCCAGCAGUGACGGCGCGACCGUGCAAGUCUCGCUUUCACAGGACGGCAAAACGGCUGGCAAGGACGUCCCGCAGCUGUACCUCAAGUUCCCAGACUCGGUGCCCGGCGAGCCAGAGAUCCGCCCCGAGUGGGUCCUCAAGGGGUUUGCGAAGGUCCUGGUGGAGCCAGGAAAGGCCACCGAGGUCACCUUCAACCUGACCAGCAGGGACCUGUCCUACUGGGACGACUCCAAGGGCGCCUCGCAGUGGGUCUGCGCCAGCGGCGAGUUCACGGCCUGCGUCGGCGCCAACGCCCGGGACGCCGUGAAGGACGACCAGGGCCCCGGCUGCGCGAAGUUCACGGCGAAGUGCGACGGCGCCGCGCCGGCCGCAAAGGGGCCUGCGAAGGGUGCCGCGGAGGACGCCGUCCAGAAGGACAGCGCGCUGGAGGAGCUCGAGCUCUUCCCUGCCAGAGGGUCCGUGCCCCGCGCCGCGGCCGGUCCAGCCGCCGUCGCCGCCGCGGCGGUCGCGCUGGCGGCCGCGGCGCUCCAGGUCGUGCGCCGCUCCCGCCGGGCCGCGGGAGGCGCCGCGGCGGCGCCGUCGGGCGAGAGCUCAGACCAGGAGCUCCUGGCCGGCGGCGCCCGCGCCCCCGCGCCGGGCGGCGCCUGA